AUAGACUUUACAAUCAGUUCUGCCAUAGCGAGGAGAUUAACAUGGAGUCUGCACAGUCAACAUCCACCAUUACCGCUACAGACAGGAUCAACAGUGCCCUGGCAACACUCAAAAGCGAUAUGAUUGACCUUAGACAGCAAGAUGUCCAGUUGUUAAAGCAGCUCAUGUGUAUCAAUGAAAACAUCCAGAAACUGACCAAACGGAAAGGGAGUUCUAGUACGCCACUUAGGAAGAAACUGGCUCUAGUCAACGGACGAAUGAACUUUGUCAACAUUGACGAGUCCAUCACCGACAAAAAGAACCAUUGUAUCAUAACCGGUCACCUAAGUGGGUCCCUCGCUAGCAUUGAAGACUCUUCCAAUUCUGCUGAGGACCUGAGUUCGGCAGACUCCGACAGCGAUGACAGCAUAUGUGGAACAACAUUAAGCUUUUGAAAAGGACUCGAAUUGGGUUUCGAAUCCUAACUUGCAAGGAGUAUAGUUCCAAGAAAUUCAGAAACAAUGUGCAAAAGUAAAACAGCCACUCUUAACGUUCUCUAUCGACGAAUACAUGAUGUUCACAACCAGCUUUGACUUCUGUGACACUUCCUGGGAUUACAAUCUGGUGUUCCCAUUGCACCAUUUUCACUUUGAUCCUGCUAGAUAGCAAGAUGCUCUAUGACUGAAAAUUCUUAAAAGCAGAAAAAGAGCUCAUUUAUUAAAAGACAUUUGCUGAACUCUGCCAAAGAAUCUAAUUGUGUUCCCACCCUGAACGUAUGAGUUUAAAUGUGUUCUCAAAAGAAGUGAUGGUUAUGUAACUUUAUUAACCAAUUGGACGCAAUUUUGACUGAAAUAGUUAGCGUUAGUUAACAUAUCAUUCAUAUGAAAUAACGAAGAGAUCCUGUCUGUUAUUAACAACACAAGACAUUCUAUAUUUUUACAAUCAAUUAAACUCUAUCGAUUAUGAACAUGUUACUUGGAGUAUGAAUGUAUACAAAAGUAACGAACUAGACAAAUGUGCGUAAAUACACAUGGCAAUAUCAAAGUGUGUGAAUGUGUUUAUAUUAUAUAACUUUAUAUAACUAUUGUUAUCGACAACAGUCUGCAUGACUGAACAAACUUGUUAUUUUUAUAAACUGUUAUUGAGAUAAUAAAAAGAAAC
Molecule: messenger RNA, 1140 nt
Organism: Mizuhopecten yessoensis (Yesso scallop)
Lineage: Eukaryota; Metazoa; Mollusca; Bivalvia; Pectinida; Pectinidae
Exons: 3
Coding region: 42-434 (130 amino acids)
Source: RefSeq, a predicted model, not a curated record